This is a messenger RNA of Plenodomus lingam JN3, 4539 nucleotides long. Lineage: Eukaryota; Fungi; Ascomycota; Dothideomycetes; Pleosporales; Leptosphaeriaceae. The record is from RefSeq and is a predicted model, not a curated record.
AUGCUAGAGGGGCUGUGUGGGAAAGUCGAGUGGAUCAAGUCUGUGCGGGGCAGGAACAGCGUGGGCACUCUCUGCGCUCACUGGACUGGGGGGCAGCAAGUCUUCCUAGUCCACCACUCACCAACUGCCAUUCUCUUUCUCUCCUCUCUUUUCUCUCUUCUUUCUCUCUCGCCCUCGACUCUAAAACUUGUCUACGCCAUCUCUGUGCCAUUUCUCGUCCGUCUCCAGUCUCCAUGGACGACGGCUGCUUUGCCACUCAACUUCAUCCUCUCACUCUCAUCUCCGUCUUUCUCGCUCUCCAUCACUAAUAAUUGCAUCGCUAUUGCAGCCCAAGCAAAACAACAACCAACCCCACUGGACUGGCAGGUAGCUGCAGCCCUCAAGCUCCCCACGGCCCUCGCACCGUCUUUGCCCGCCUCGCCCGUCCUCGCCUGUUGCCGUGUUGCAGGUGGACAAAAGCAGAGCAGCCAGCGUAUAGCUGUACCCCGUCGACGCCUCCCCCCCCUCCCCUCCUCCCUCCCCACCAAAACCGCCCACUGCACCACCCCAUCGCGCGCACCCCCAGUCGCCGGCCACGGCAAGCCAGGACACGACACCGACAAGCAGUGUGCAGUGUACACUCUUACCCCGCCUUCUCUUCUCUCCCUGUGUCUUCUUGCCCAUCCAUCAACUUGUACCCUUUCGCCCUCGCGCACCGCCACCCCAAUUCGCCCGCGCAGUCGCCCUCCGAGCCGAGACACAGCGUCCAAGGCCAGGGGACCGGGCGCCCGCACGCCUCAGGGAAUGAGCAGGCCACACGAUAAUGACCCCCAAGCCCUGGGCUACCGGUACUGCCGCCCAACAAAGUCUCGCAGCGCCCUCUUCCCUGUGUGCGAUUUGCCUCUGCAGCUCAUGCGACGUCCAGCUGCUACUCUCCGUCGUCUCAUCCACCACCAGCACAUCCAUACGCACACGCAACAUCACCCGCAAGCACGCUACAUGAGCCCCACCGCUAACACGCUCACCCCGCCAGGCUCUCUACCAGAAGAACCCCACCUCGACGAUGCCUCACUAAAGGCCAAUGCCAAUGCCAACGCAGACUCCCAUGGCAACGCCCCCGCCCACAUUCAAGCCCACCAUGCGUCCGUCCCCGACUAUGCGCUGGUCAAGGUCAAGAGCGCCUCGAGCCUGCUGGCUUACCGCACGGGCGGUCCGUCGCCCAUCGACACGGCGAAGCGGCUGAGCGUGGAUGCGGGACAGUUGGACCGCAUGACACGUUCGCCCAUAGUGGCCGAGCAUGAGCAUGGCAUGGGCGCUUCGGGCCUGCGUCGUAUCCGCCAGCAGCCAGGCCCGCGACUGCCCCCGAUAUCGACAGGCCAACGAGCCGCCUCGCUGAACAUGGCUACCCCACCGGUCUCGAGACAUCCCUCUAGUUCUGCGCCCUCGGCCCCAGCGUCUCCGACGUUUGCCUUGGGCGAAGACCUAACCCGGUUCCCGUCCGAGUCACUACAUUCCUUCUCGUUUGCGACGCAAUCAGAAGAAUUCAUUCACAACCGCCAAAAUGUGCUGAAGCGGUCAAUAGACUUCAUGCGCGAUCGCCUAGGCUGGGCAGCGACAAAUCCAGGCAUUGCCAACGCCCAGGCAAAACUCAGUGGCGACCAGGAAGUGCAGAGCAUGAUGGAGCUGCUGACUAGGGCAAAUCUCAUCGGCCAGGAUGGUACAGGAGCGCAUGGCUUCGGUGCAUUGGGUCCAGUCACCGGUCCAGCCGACAUGUCGGGCGAGAAUCCGUUUGAAAAGGGCUUCACGGCGGAACGGUCUGCCAGCCCAGAGAGCAUGCUCGAGUCGGCUAGACCACCAGUGCACAGGGUCACUUCGACCGAGUACGCAGAGAUGAGUCGUGCAAGCGACAGCCAGGGAUCCAUCAACACACCAGUCUCGACACUAGAAUCCGAGGCGUCAGAUAUACAAGCGCCAGCGGCUCCCCCGCCACCUGGCCCUCAACGGCCUCAGCGUGCUGCCCUGAAGCGCACACUCACAGACGUCGUGCCGCUUACGAUCCAAAGUCAGCUCAACGAGGCCAUGGCGAAGCCCUAUCUCGUCGGAGACAACAACCAUCCCAAUCAGCUAGUGUCGCCAAACUCGAUGCCCACUAUACCGCCCAAUUUCAGCGGUACGUCAGGGCCCCAUUCUGCAGGGGCCGCUCCCCAUGGCCACGGUAUACGACAUGCUCCCGCUGCUCAGGCCAUCUUCACAACCGAAGGUUCAUCGCCAUGGACCAUCACAUCAGCAAACGACUUGGCUUGCCUAGUCUUUGGUGUGACCAGAGCAGAGGUCCGCAAACUGGGCAUUCUGGAAGUCGUCCGUGAAGACCGUAGAAAGUGGCUCGAGGACAAGCUGAGAGAUCCCAAUGUCGGUUCAAAGGCAUCACAGGCCCAGAAUGGUCCAGCACCUGCUACAAACAAUCUCAAGGUGGGCAGCGGCGUCACAGCGAGGUUACUGAGUAAAGCGCCAUCACGCGUGGUAGCGGCUAGAAAGGCCAAGACGGACGACGGGAGUGGCUCGUCAUACUACAACGCGAAGAAGACGGGCAAGCUGAAUCACGAAGCAAGGGGAUCACGAGGGGUUCUGCUAUGCGGCGAUGUGAUUCCCAUUCAAAAGCGAAAUGGUACCACGGGCGCGGCCAGCCUUUGGGUAAAGGAGAAGCGCGGGGGACUCAUCUGGGUCCUGGAAGAGAUUGCUGAAGAUGUAGUGUACAUCAACGUCGAUGAAGUCGGUUGCGUUUCCAAGGGCUGGGGCGCAACAGAGGCGGUAUUUGGCAGCGAUCGAUUACGACGGGGCAUGGACAUUAAGCGCUUGAUACCCGGAAUUCCUCGACUCAAAGGCACCAACACGGGAGCGCUGGACUAUGAAACAAUUGACCAGGUUCGUAGCUACACGGCUCGAACAUCGAAUAGCAUCAAUAUCCCAGUCACGGUCGAGCCGGUUGCCGAUGAACCCACGUUUCGCGUCUCCAGCUUCCCUCAUAUUGCUGGCAUCAUUGUCCUGUCAUCAUCUGAUCUCUCCAUUACAAGCUCGAACUCGGUCUUCUCCUCGGCUUUGUUCGGGCAGCCGCAUCCCGAGGGCAUUCAUAUAAGCAAAUUGAUACCCAGUUUCGACAAGAUACUCCACGUCAUGACGGAUGAAGAUAAGAUUGAGUUGGUUGAUGGCAUAGUAAUUCCUGAACACAGCUUUCGGCGCGCCCGUGCUCUCCUGGCCAUGCGAGAGGGGAGUGCGGAUGCGGCAGCCAUUUUCCUGAGGCCGAGCGGUCUGCCCGCUUUGCAUCGUGAUGGAGCUGAAAUCAUGGUCGAUGUGCAGAUGCGAGUCGUGAAGAGCGAAAAGGCACCUCGGUUCGAUGAGAAUGUGAUUGAAGAAGAGGAUGCCCCGUCCAGACCGGCAAAGAGCCCCGAACUGGUGUAUGCUCUGUGGGUCACGUACUCUAGGCAUCUACAUGCUGCAAACCAUGGGCUUGGUCCUGUGACACCGUUGAUCUCUAGGCCGCCAUCGCCACGCCAACCCGAACCGGGACAGUCAAACUUCUCCGUGCCCCAGGAACCCGAAAGUCAUCAAUCCCGUGGUAGUCCUCCGGUCACGUCUUUGCUGACGCAACAGCUUCAAGAAGCCAUGAGACCAGAUAGCCCGCGAGAACCACAAGCACGGUCCAUGGCGCCACCUCCUGUUCCCGUGCCUGAAGAGCCUGCUAGGAGAAAGACGAUUGAUGACUUUGUGGUUGUUGAAGAAAUGGGACAAGGGGCCUACGGCCAGGUCAAGCUCUGUCGCUACAAACGCAACAGCAGCAAGAAGGUCGUCAUCAAAUACGUUACCAAGCGGCGCAUCCUCGUCGACACAUGGACACGUGAUCGCCGUCUUGGUACGGUGCCACUGGAGAUUCAUGUCCUAGACUACCUCCGGCGCGACGGAUUCAAGCAUGCCAACAUUGUCGAAAUGGCCGAUUUUUUCGAAGACGAUGUAAACUACUACAUUGAGAUGAUUCCACACGGGAUGCCGGGCAUGGACUUGUUCGAUUACAUUGAGUUGCGGGUGAAUAUGGAGGAAAAGGAGUGCAGGAAGAUAUUCGUGCAAGUGGCCGAGGCAGUUCACCACCUGCAUACCAAGGCCAAGGUUGUGCAUCGCGACAUCAAAGACGAGAAUGUAGUCUUGGAUGGCGAGGGGAAUAUCAAGUUGAUUGAUUUUGGGAGUGCGGCGUACAUCAAGAGUGGACCUUUUGAUGUCUUUGUGGGUACAAUUGAUUACGCAGCCCCCGAAGUCCUAGCCGGUCGCCCCUACCGUGGCAAAGAACAAGACGUGUGGGCCCUGGGCAUCCUGCUCUACACCAUCAUCUACAAGGAAAACCCGUUUUACAGCAUCGACGAGAUUAUGGAUCAUGAUUUGCGGGUGCCGUGGGUGAUGAGCGAGGAGAGCAUCGACUUGAUUCGCUUGAUGUUGGAUCGUGAUGUGGAGAAGAGGAUUACGAUUGGGGGCGUAUUGGAACAUCCGUGGUGUAGGGGGGAGAUUGAGGGUUAG